ACGUUAACAAAAGAACAUUAACCAUUAAAUAGUUAAGAAACAAAAAACAAACAAAUUUAAAAAAAUAUCUUUACAAUAAUUAAAGAAUUGUGCCUCGAAAAAUUUAAGUGUUUUCAUUUUGAAAUAAAACAAGAAAUAUUAAAAACAGUUUUAAAAUAAAAACAAAUAUUGCCAUGAAUUUCCUACAACAAGUUUAUGUGCUAUUGGCUUUUUUGGCUUUAAAUCAUUUGGUAAGAGGCGAGGAUACAGAGGCACUUAAGCAAAAGCCCAACAACCUUUGCAAAUCUAAACCAAAUGGAGCCCUGCUAGACCACCCCAAUGACUGCCACAAAUUCUACAUCUGCAUCAAUCACAAGCCCUAUGAAUACAACUGUGAUCCCGACUUCCACUACGAUGCCACAACACGCACUUGUGUACCCGGCUCUUCUUGUUCUAGUGAUUCUAACAAACCAGCCACUUGCUCUGAGGGCACAAUUCAAGCGGUAAAUGAUGAUUGUUAUAUCUUUGAGGCUUGUAUUAAGGGACAAUUUCAAAAACUAAACUGUCCUCCCAACUAUUAUUUUAAUGCUAAACAAGCUCACUGUAUGCCCUUUACAUAUGAUGCUGAAUUGAAAUGCAAUUGCCUAAUGCCAGAGCACACGGUCUUGGAGAAUAAAAACAACUGUGAGACCUAUUAUGUUUGCCGUGAAAAAUCCGCCAUUUUGGAAAAUUGUCCUUUGGGUCAAUAUUACAAUGUACAGCUUAAUACCUGUAUAACUGAUCUGGAUGGAGUAUGCCUAAUGAAACCCACCAUUACACCAGAAUUGGAAGAGGAAUUAGGUGUUAACCAUUUAAAUAAAAUGGAAAAUGGUGUUGAAUCUGCCUGUGCAAAAUUGGGUUUAGAGGGUAUACAUUUUCAAACAUUCCCCAAGGAAUGUAAUACAUUUUAUAUAUGUGUCAAUGGCCAGCUUUAUACCCAACAUUGUCCCCAGGAUUUUUACUAUGACAGUGAUAAAAAGUAUUGUGUGCUUGAUGAGACAAACAAAUGUUCUAAGGAAUUUCCAAGAAAAUAAAUUAUUUUCAAAAUUUAUUAAGUUUUAAAUAAAAUGAAUACUUGCAGUAUUUUAAAGCAGAACCUCAUAAAA
Messenger RNA from Calliphora vicina (urban bluebottle blowfly), 1124 nucleotides. RefSeq names its product obstructor-J (gene obst-J). The record is from RefSeq and is a predicted model, not a curated record. Gene Ontology annotation, molecular function: chitin binding. Lineage: Eukaryota; Metazoa; Arthropoda; Insecta; Diptera; Calliphoridae. Gene Ontology annotation, cellular component: extracellular region. Bases 174 to 1052 code for a protein of 292 amino acids. The transcript has 2 exons.